AUGUCAGGCGUCUGGGACUCGUUCCCUUCCUCCUCUGGUGCCGGGGGUCCGACAGAGCAGGUCCAGAGCCUGGUGGCGCCAGAGACGGGAGGAGGUGAGUCCAGCGCAGCCCUGUCUCGCCUACAGCGCCCCCUGUCGGCCCGGACGGCUCACCAUGCCCCGGCGCCUGUGAAGGGGUACCAUGUCAGCCGCAGCAUGUCCCAGCACUCCUCCGGGGGCGGCGGCGGUGGCGGAGGAGGGGGCGGGCCCUGCCACUGCAUGCCCGAGGACCUGGACCCCGCCCUGGCCCGGGAGUUCUACCAGGGCCACAACGACGCCGGGAGCCACUACUACCCUCCCUCCGAGGCCCUGGCCCUGGAGCGCCACCACUCCCACUCCCACACCCACUCCCACGCCCACGCCCACGGCCACUCGGGCGGGGGCACCUUCCCCCGCUCGCACCCCAGCCAGCAGCACCCGCCGCUGCAGUCGCUGGACUCCUGCGAGGAGUGCGUCGGGCCCCCGGGCCACCACCACGGCGCCAAGGGCCACCGCGUCCCGCCGGGCCUGGCCGACCAGCUGGAGAAGCAGGGGCCCUUCCACCCGGACGGCUUCCACACGCUGCAGUACCAGCGGGGGGCCGGCGGAGGCGGGGCCGGCGGGGAGCCCCGCAGCGAGAGCCCCUCCCGCAUCCGCCACCUGGUGCACUCGGUGCAGCGGCUCUUCGCCAAGUCCCACUCCCUGGAGGCGCCGUCCAAGCGGGAGCUCAACGGCACCCGCGACUACCGCGGCGAGCGCGGAGGGGGGGGCGGGGGCGGCCACCGGAGCGGCGGGGAGGACGGGGGAGGCCCGCCGGGACACCACUCGGGCCACCAGUCGCGCUCGGCCCGCCGGAGCAAGUCCCGCGAGCGCAGCAAGAGCGGCGACUCGCGCCACGAGUCGGGCCGGCGCCACCGCAGCCGCACGGCGGGCUGGUGGAGCUCCGACGACAACCUGGACAGCGACAGCAGCUACAUGGUGGGCGGGGGCGCCGGCGGCGGCGGCGGAGGCGGCCGGCGCGGCCCCCCCGUGGGCCACGAGAGCCUGGACGCCGCCAUCCAAGAUCUGACCAUGAGGAAGCCUAAGGAGAGGGGUGGAGGAGGGCAUGGGCACGGGCAUGGGGGCCCGGGCCCCGGGGAGUGCCUGGCCUGCAACGCCAUGGCGGGGAAUGAGACGGGCCAUCACGGGGGCCACCACCACCAUCACCACCAACAACAACAACAACAACAACCACAACAACAACAACAAGGCCACCACUCGCUGAAGAGGAGCACCUGGUCGGCCAUGACAGUGAGCCAGGCCAGGGAGGUCUACCCCUCCAGCCGGGGGCAAGGAGGAGGAGGAGGAGGAGGAGGAGGAGGAGGAGGAGGAGGAGGAUAUGACAAGGCCCUGGUUCCCUUGGAGAAACAGCUGAAAGAGAGGAGCUUCCACUACCUGCAGGUCCCGUCAGACGAGUGGGGCGGGCCCUAUCCGGGCGGCGUGGCGGACGGUAGCGGCGGUGAGAUCCCGUGCCGGCGCAUGCGCAGCGGCAGCUACAUCAAGGCCAUGGGCGACGACGACAGCGCUGACUCGGACGCCCCCAGCCCCAAGACGUCCCCCAAGAGCAGCCUGAUCGCCCAGCGGGACGCCUUCCGCCGCUCCAUCAGCAUGGACCAGAGGUACUCAUGCAAGCAGUGUACGGACACCUACACCAAUAGCUGGACCACGCCCAAGAACCACGCCCGAUCCCGCAGCUACACGCGAUCCCUGACCAGCGCACAGCUGGGGGACAGCCUGAACCGGCAGUUUGAGACGGUGUGUGAGACCAUGUUUGGCGAGGUGGAGUCCCAGGCCAUGGAGGCCCUGGACCUGCCGGGGGUCUUCCGCACGCGUAGCCACAGCUACGUGCGCGCCAUACAGGCAGGCUGCUCCCAGGACGACGACUGCCUGUCCGUCUUCUCCGUGUCGGGCCCCCAGGGGAGCAUGAAGGCCGGGGCCGUCUUCCCUUACCGCAAAGGGGCCCCUCCCCCGCUGCCGCCCCGCAUGUCCAAGUCUUCCCUGUCGGUGCGCGCCCAGAGCAGCACCGAGUCCACCCAGGACGCCUACUUCCUCAACCAGCAGGGGCCCCCCUCCCACGGCCCCGGCCCCGGCCCGGGCCCCGGGCGCCUCCGGCAGCACAGCAACUCGGUGGACCUGGGGGGCUCCGAGGGCCCCCACGGCCGCUCCUCCUCCUCCCGGGCGGGGUACUACACGGGCACGGGCCCCGCCGUGAGGCCCCGGCAGCACAGCAACUCAGCCGAGAGCCUGGACGGCGGCGGGGGGGUUAAAGGCGGGUCCCGGGAGCUGGUGCCCUACGGGGCGAGGAUGGGGACGGGAGGAGGAGGAGGAGGGGGGAUGAUGAUGAUGGGCUCCGGGCUGAGGGCCAAGCACAGCAGCUCGGCGGACAGCCUGCUGGAGGGGCCUCCCAGGCCGGCCCGCGAGAGGGACGGCCGGGCGGGGGGCAGCCUGGGGAAGUCGGCCUCCCUGCCCCAGAACAGCAUGGUGCUGAGCAAGACCCCCGGAGGGCAGGAGGACGGGCGCGGGGGGAGGAAGUGGCGGCCGUCUAUAGCGGUGCAGGUGGACAGCUCGGAGACCCUGUCCGACUCGGACCUGGAGGGCAAGGCCCUGAGGGAGGUGCACUCCAUCGGGGUCCAGGUGGAAGACGACAAGAGGCGGGCACGCUUCAAGCGCUCCAACAGCGUGACGGCCAGCGUGCAGGCGGACCUGGACCCCGAGGGCUUCCCCCCGGGGCUGGGCCUGGCCGCGCCCAUGCAGGACAAGGGCCUGCAGUUCGGCUGCUCCUUCCAGAGGCACUCCUCCGAGCCCGAGUCGGCCAGCCAGUACGCCGAGUUCCACCGCACCGUCCACACGCAGGGCCAGUGGGCCUACAGAGAGGACUACAUCCAGGGCGGCUACGCCCCGGAGAGCUGUCAGACCGACGCGCGACCCCACCCCAUCCUGCCCUCCCGGGCCCACUCCCCGCUGCCCCUCACCUCGGAGAGGGCCUGGGCGGGCACGCCGUCGCUGGAGGGCCCCCGCAGCCUCCCGGACUCUGGGCGCGCCUCCCCUUGCAUGAGGGACGGGGAGUUCUUCCUGCGGCUGCUGCAGACGGAGGUGGAGAGGAUAGAGGGAUGGUGCCAGGGCAUGGAGAGGGAGGCGGAGGAGAACGAGCUGCCGGAGGAGGCUCUGGAGCUGAUUCGUAAUGCCAUCGGCAGCGCUCAGAUGCUCAUGUCUCAAAAGGUGCAGCAGUUCUUCCGGCUCUGCCAGCAAAGUGUGGACCCCUCGGCGUACCCCCAGCCCACCUCUCAGGACCUGGCGAGCUUCUGGGACCUGCUCCAGCUCAACAUUGAGGACGUGAGGGUCAAGUUCCAGGACCUCCAGAGGAUCAAGGACUCCGGCUGGCUCCCGGCCGAGAAGAAGGAGGACAAGAAGCUUCCUCCCCCCUUACCAAAGAAGCCAGCCGGGGGGGUGAGCGGCAGCCUACGGGCGGACAGUGUCGGAGACGGAGGAGGGGGAGUGGGGGGCGGCGGCGGCGGCGGCGGGGGCGGGGGCUUGGGCGGGACCCUGGCGGUGCCCCGCUUGGGCGGGCGCACGCUGCCCGUCAGGGAGAAGUCCCUGGACCUGGGGGACCGCCAGAGGACUGAGGCCAGGAGGAGGCUGCUGCAGACCAAGAGGACUGCCUCCUUCCGACAGAACUCGGCCACGGAGAGCGCCGACAGCAUCGAGAUCUACAUCCCCGAGGCCCAGACCCGCCUCUGA
Molecule: messenger RNA, 3795 nt
Organism: Gadus chalcogrammus (walleye pollock)
Lineage: Eukaryota; Metazoa; Chordata; Actinopteri; Gadiformes; Gadidae
Gene: dlgap3
Product: discs, large (Drosophila) homolog-associated protein 3
Exons: 14
Coding region: 1-3795 (1264 amino acids)
Biological process (GO): signaling
Cellular component (GO): postsynaptic specialization; glutamatergic synapse
Molecular function (GO): molecular adaptor activity
Source: RefSeq, a predicted model, not a curated record